AUGAAAUUUUCUUCCGCUCUAGUCCUAUCUGCUGUUGCCGCUACUGCUCUUGCUGAGAGUAUUACUACUGUCAUCACUGCUACCAAGAACGGUCACGUCUAUACCAAGACUGUCACCCAAGAUGCUACUUUCGUCUGGGGAGGUGAAGGUUCUGCUGCCACUUCUGCUGCUGAAUCCUCCGCUGCUGCAUCCUCUGCUGCUGUAACUUCUGCUGCUGCAACUUCUGCUGCUGCAUCCUCUGCGGCUGCUGCAUCCUCUGUUGCUGUCACUUCUGCUGUUGCAACUUCUGCUGCUGCAACUUCUGCUGACGAAGGCUCUGGUUCCAGUAUCACUACUGUCAUCACUGCUACCAAGAACGGUCACGUUUAUACCAAGACUGUCACUCAAGACGCUACUUUUGUCUGGACCGGUGAAGGCAGCAACACUUGGGCACCAAGCACUUCCACCAGCGCAGAAGCUACAUCUUCUGCCUCAAAGACUUCAGCUACCACUGUUGCAACUUCAGCUACCGCUAAAUCAUCCACUACUGCUCAAAUCUCAAGCUUCACUGGUGCUGCCGAUGCUAUCACUGCUGGUACUGGUUUGAUGGGUGCUGCUCUUGCCGCCGUCAUUUUGUUAUAA
Saccharomyces eubayanus is the source of this 621-nucleotide messenger RNA. RefSeq names its product Fit3p (gene FIT3). The record is from RefSeq and is a predicted model, not a curated record. The transcript has a single exon. The coding region runs from base 1 to 621 and encodes 206 amino acids. Lineage: Eukaryota; Fungi; Ascomycota; Saccharomycetes; Saccharomycetales; Saccharomycetaceae.